Messenger RNA from Vanessa atalanta (red admiral), 1259 nucleotides. RefSeq names its product zinc finger protein 135-like. Gene Ontology annotation, biological process: regulation of transcription by RNA polymerase II. The record is from RefSeq and is a predicted model, not a curated record. Lineage: Eukaryota; Metazoa; Arthropoda; Insecta; Lepidoptera; Nymphalidae. Bases 162 to 1196 code for a protein of 344 amino acids. Gene Ontology annotation, cellular component: nucleus. The transcript has 6 exons. Gene Ontology annotation, molecular function: DNA-binding transcription factor activity, RNA polymerase II-specific; RNA polymerase II cis-regulatory region sequence-specific DNA binding; zinc ion binding.
CCGUUGUAUGUACGUCGUACAAUAAAUCUACUGGAAUUUAAAUCUACUUCCUAUAUUUUACAUUAAUGUUGUCAAAUAAAGUUACUAUUGUAUUAUAUAUAAUGGUAUAAAUUCAUAUUGAAAACAUAAAGGAAUGAUAUAGUAAUUUACACAAAAGAAACAUGGACAGUGCUCCCAAUAUUAUAGGCAAUAAUGUUUGCCGCAUUUGUUUUCAAAUACAAUACAAUACAAUAUCAUUAUACAGCGAUAAAGAUGGAUCCUCUCCUUACGAAAAACUCGUAAAUAAUACAAAACUAAACAUAGCUAUUAAUGACGGGGGACCGAAUGUAAUAUGCGGUCAAUGUUUUAUUGAAAUGAACAUUUUUAUGGAGUUUCUAACCAAAUGUGAGAGAGCAAACAAAUUAUUAUUACAAUACAAGGAGAAUAAUUCUGUUGAUGAUGCUGAGUAUGUCUAUGAAGGUCAAGAAAAACUAUUCGAAAAUGACUGCACUGAAGAAAGAGUUGUCAGUGAUAAUAAAACAAGUGAAAGCUCAGAAUCGAAUACUCCAAUCUCUACAAUUAAGGACAACGCUACACAGAGUAUGAUAAAACAUUGUUGUCAAUAUUGCUCCAAAGUAUUUACCAGGAAGUUUAAUUUAAAAUUACAUCUCGCGCGCCACAGCGGCGCCGCGCCGCGCCCGCGCCCCCGCCCGCGCCGCGCCUGCCCCGCGCCCGCCUGCGGGAAGAGCUUCACGUCGCUCACCAACCUCAACACGCACAUCAGGAGGCAUAACGGCGAGAGACCUUACGAGUGCCCGGAGUGUGGAAAGGCCUUCAGAAGUUCAACGACGCUGAACGAUCACAAGAGAAUUCAUACAGGAGUGAAACCCUACAUGUGUCCGACGUGCGGCAAGCGGUUCACGACCAACAAGCUGUCCGUGCACAUGCGCACGCACGCGCCGCGCCCGCACGCGUGCGGCGCGUGCCCGCGCCGGUUUGUGGAGGCGCGCGCGCUGCGCGAGCACGCGGCGCGGGAGCACGCGGGGGGCGCGGCGGGGGGCGGGCCGGGGCUCGCAGCGGCGCCGGCGCGCGAGCACGCGUGUGCGCUGUGCAGCGCGCGGUACAACCACAAGCAGUCGCUCAACAAGCACCUGAGGAAGCGACACGGAGUGAAAACUUCUGCAGUUGUCACGAAGCAGCAGACCGGCUUUAGUUAGAAGACUGACUUCGCCCGUUUUAUAAUUUUGUAAUUAUUGCUGAUAGUGUUUGUUCUAGUCAGA